Molecule: messenger RNA, 5330 nt
Organism: Harpia harpyja (harpy eagle)
Lineage: Eukaryota; Metazoa; Chordata; Aves; Accipitriformes; Accipitridae
Gene: EPHA8
Product: EPH receptor A8
Exons: 17
Coding region: 110-3064 (984 amino acids)
Biological process (GO): axon guidance; cell surface receptor protein tyrosine kinase signaling pathway; protein phosphorylation
Cellular component (GO): neuron projection; plasma membrane
Molecular function (GO): protein binding; ATP binding; transmembrane-ephrin receptor activity
Source: RefSeq, a predicted model, not a curated record
AAAGUGCCUUUGCAUUAGCCGGCGUGUGCUGUAGCUCUGGGCGCUCGCUCGCAGAGGUGCUGGGACAACCGAGGUGGCCCUGUCCCGUGCCUGGUGGCCCUGCCGGAUCAUGGCAUGGGCACAGGGGGAUCUGACAUCCUCGCUCUCCAUCGUCAUCGCUUUGGCUGCCUGCCUCUCUGCCACCACCAGUGAAGUGAACUUGCUAGACACGUCAACAAUCCUGGGAGACUGGGGCUGGAUGACUUAUCCCUCACACGGGUGGGAUUCAAUCAAUGAAAUGGAUGAGUUUUUCAGCCCCAUCCACACCUACCAGGUCUGUAAUGUCAUGACCCCCAACCAGAACAACUGGCUACGGACCAACUGGGUUCAACGGGAUGGUGCACGGCGGGUCUACGCAGAGAUUAAAUUCACACUGAGGGACUGUAACAGCAUGCCGGGUGUGCUGGGCACCUGCAAGGAAACUUUCAACCUCUACUACCUGGAGUCUGACCGGGACCUGGGCACCAGCACUCGGGAGAGCCAGUUUAUGAAGAUUGAUACCAUUGCAGCUGAUGAGAGUUUCACCAACGUGGACCUGGGGGUGAGGCGCCUGAAGCUGAACACGGAGGUGCGGGGCGUGGGGCCACUGAGCAAGAGGGGUUUCUACUUAGCCUUCCAGGACAUAGGUGCUUGCAUCGCCAUCGUUUCGGUGCGGGUGUACUACAAGAAGUGCCCAGCAAUGGUGAGGAACUUGGCAUCCUUCUCCGAGGCUGUGACUGGGGCGGACUCCUCCUCCUUGGUGGAAGUGCGGGGAGAGUGCGUGGGCCAUUCAGAAGAGAGGGACACCCCCAAAAUGUACUGCAGUGCUGAGGGAGAAUGGUUGGUGCCCAUCGGGAAGUGUGUGUGCAGUGCUGGCUACGAAGAACAGCGUGAUUCCUGCAUGGCCUGCCAGCUGGGAUUUUACAAGUCAGCCCCCGGGGACCAGCUGUGUGCAAAGUGCCCCUUGCACAGCCAUUCGGAGAGCCGGGCGGCCCGCAUGUGCCGCUGUGACAGCAGCUUCUACAGGGCGGUGCAGGACCCCCCCUCGGCCGCCUGCACGCGCCCCCCCUCUGCUCCCGUGAACCUGAUUUCCAGUGUAAAUGGCACCUCGGUGACACUGGAGUGGGGCCCACCCCUGGACAAGGGGGGACGAGCUGACAUCGUGUACAACGUGGUCUGCAGGCGCUGCGCAGGGGACGCUGGCCAGUGCGAGGCGUGUGGCAGUGGAAUCCGCUUUGUGCCCCAGCAGAUGAGCCUGGUGCAGGGAGCGCUGACGGUGACCAACCUCCUGGCCCACACCAACUACUCCUUUUGGGUGGAGGCCGUCAAUGGCGUCUCCGACCUCAGCCUGGAGUCCAGGAGAGCUGCAGUCGCCAACAUCACGACAAACCAGGCAGCCCCGUCCCAGGUGGUGGUAGUCCGCCAGGAGAGCACGGGCCAGAACAGCGUCACCUUGCUGUGGCAAGAGCCAGACCAGCCCAACGGCAUCAUCCUGGAGUACGAGAUCAAGUACUACGAGAAGGACAAGGAAAUGCAGAGCUAUUCGACCCUAAAAUCCAAGGGCACCACUGCCACCAUCUCUGGGCUCAAGCCUGCAACCCGCUACAUUUUUCAGGUUCGGGCUCGCACCUCCGCUGGCUGCGGGAGGUUCAGUCAGACUGUGGAGGUGGAAACGGGGAAGCCAGUCUCUCUCCGGUACGACACGAUGACGAUUGUCUGGAUCUGCUUGACACUCAUCACUGGCCUCGUCGCGCUGCUGGUGGUCCUAAUCUGCAAGAAGAGGCACUGUGGGUACAGCAAGGCUUUCCAGGACUCCGAUGAGGAGAAGAUGCAUUAUCAGAAUGGGCAAGUGAAGUUCCCCGAGUCCAAGUUCUACGUGGACCCCCACACAUAUGAAGACCCCUGCCAAGCCGUGCAUGAGUUCACCCGUGAAAUUGAGGCCUCCCGGAUCAAGAUUGAGAAGGUUAUUGGGUCUGGGGAGUCCGGAGAGGUGUGCUACGGCCGCCUGAAGCUGCCAGGGAAGAGGGAGAUUCCCGUGGCCAUCAAGGCACUGAAAGCAGGCUACACAGAGAAGCAGAGACGGGACUUUCUGAGCGAAGCCAGCAUCAUGGCACAGUUCGACCACCCCAACGUCAUCCAUCUGGAGGGGGUGGUGACCAGGAGCAAAUUGGUAAUGAUUGUUACUGAAUACAUGGAGAAUGGCUCGCUAGACACCUUCCUCAGGAAACAUGAUGGACAGUUCACCAUCAUCCAGCUGGUGGGCAUGUUGCGUGGCAUCGGAGCAGGCAUGAGGUACCUGUCUGACCUCGGCUACGUGCACCGGGACCUGGCUGCCCGUAACAUUCUGGUGAACAGCAACUUGGUCUGCAAAGUGUCUGAUUUUGGCCUCUCACGCAUCCUGGAGGAUGACCCUGAUGCCGCGUACACCACCACGGGGGGGAAGAUCCCCAUUCGCUGGACGGCUCCAGAGGCCAUCGCAUACCGCAAGUUCUCCUCGGCCAGCGAUGUGUGGAGCUACGGCAUUGUCAUGUGGGAGGUGCUGGCCUACGGCGAGCGCCCAUACUGGAACAUGACCAACCGGGACGUCAUUAACUCGGUGGAGGAAGGCUACCGCCUGCCUUCCCCCAUGGGCUGCCCCACAGCCCUGCACCAGCUCAUGCUGGAUUGCUGGCAGAAGGACCGGAGUGAGAGGCCACGCUUCUCCCAGAUUGUUGGCAUCCUGGACAAGCUGAUCCGCAACCCUGACAACUUGAAGUGCACAGCCACCGUGAACCGGUUCACCCAAACACCCUUUGACAGGGGUCUUCUUGACCUGGCCAGCUGUCUGACAGUGGAGGACUGGCUGGACUCCAUCCGGCUGGGGCACUACCGCGACAACUUUGCCAUGGCAGGGUACUCCUCCCUGGGCAUGGUGAUGCGCAUGAAUGUUGAGGACAUUCGGAGUCUGGGCAUCACCAUGAUGGGUCACCAGAAGAAGAUCUUGAGCAGUAUCCAGGCCAUGAGAUCCCAGCUGCUGAACACAAAUGGCCCCAGGAGGCAUCUCUGAUCACCAGCUUUGCAGACCCACAUUGGUCAUUCCUUAACACUUACCCUGGCAAAGGGGCAGCAGGGUAGUGAGCAGGAAAAGGGGCACCAGACCAGGACCUGGAGCCCCACCAGCAUGUCUUUGAUUUCAGCAUCAGUGGAAAUAUGUCUUCCCAGAUACCUCGAUGGUCCUGCUGCCUCCUUCCCCCAUCUGAAGGGGCGGGGAGCAGCCUUCCAAGCGGGCUAGGGACAUGUCAUGCCUCUCUCCAUCCUCUACUAUGUCCCUGUGGGACUGGGGGUCCUCACACAACUAUGCAGGACAGGUGGUAACCCCUUCACACAGCGGGAUGGCCCCAGCUGCACCUGCAGAUGGAGGGGUAUCAGACGCAACAGCAAUACCAGGAGCAGUGGGACUUGGCUUGCCAUGGCACACAGCUCACAUGGAUCUGACAGCUGGGGAGUUUGUUGGAUCUCUGAACUGAGGAGGACUCCACAGGCUGCCACACAGCAGAGACAACCCUGCUCCCAGUACCUCCCAGUUCCAGUGUACUCCAGCUUGGACCUCCUGAACUGCACCAGCCUGCAGGUGACUUCAUGGUCCACCUCUACUAAGCCCAGGAGGGCAGGGGACAGAGUACAAGGUAGCAGUGCCAGGAACAGCUGGCUCUACCUGCAGAGGAGACUUCCCUACCAUGGAGGCGAGUUGGCCAGGGUCUGCUAUCUGGAGCCUCAAGAUACCCCAGGGUGCUGUAGAAGGCUCUUCACCUCUUGAACCCACCAGCACUGCUCCUCUCUAGAUCCAGCACAGGCAUCCCAGGGCAGCCCAGGCACAUUUUUGAGGGCCACAAGCUCAGGUUUCUCCUCCAGCAGAACAACCAUCCUGGCCUCCCCCAAAGCCGUACCAGAGCAGAGAGGAGUGGGAGAGUUUGCUCCCAUCUCACAUGAUGGAGGGACAGAGACACUUCUGCCAAACUCUUCUUUGUUCUUACAUUGCCCUAGAGAAACCCACGAGCUGUCCCCUUACCACGCUAUCUGCCUAUACCCAGGGCUGCCAUGUCAUCUGCAGAGGAGGAAUCCUGAGCAACACUUCCAGCUGCAAUCACACAGUCCUAUGGCUGGGGACAGGGGCUCUGGGCAAAGAGGAUCUUCAGCACUACCCAGCUGAUGAGCUUGGUGACUGGGAGGUUGGCCUUUCCUUCACAGCUCUCCUCCACAAGAGCACCUCUUUUGGUGAGCUUGCCUGGUGUGGAGCAGUGUCCUCCAAAGAUUUGUGGAGCUGGUCUGAGAGGCUGAGCUGGCUGCAGAGAUGCAGAUGUGCCAGGGAGGGGGGCAGGCUGUGGGCUGGGAAGGUUUGUCUUGGGUGUAAAUACAAUUUUCUAUGGGUUUCGGAACUGUUUUACUGAAAUACAAUGCUAAGUACACAAAAAUGGUCUCAAAGCACAGAAGCCUUGGUCAUGGGGCUGAACUCACUGCAAAAAAAAUCUGCUGGGAGCGUGGCUGGGGAGGGGUGCAGCUGGAGAAGAAGUGCUGGAGGGGAGCCACGCUGACUGCCAGGGACCAGCCUGGCCCACAGCAUCCUGUCCUUAGCACUGGCACAGUUAAAUCCAGCAUCACUCCAAUGCAGGUACUGGUAGGAUCUGGCCUGAGGUCUGUUCCUCCCAGUUCUGUUUGGGCACAAUGGAGGGUGGGGGGAGGGAUAAAGCCAUUUCUCAGCUGCAAUAAUCCUGGCUAAACUGGCCUUUCUGGGGCUGGCUUAGCUUUCCAUCCAGGGCGCUUAUGUCCUGAUGGAUUCUCUGACUGUGGCGGGCACUUUACUUCUUCCUAUGGAAGUUCUUUGUAAUGGGGGACAGAUGCAAUGUGUGGUUUAAUUUGUAUUGCACCCUGUAUCCCGCACUCAGACCUGUCACACACCUACCCUGCGGUCAUCAUCAUGACAGAGGUCAGUCCAAACCCUGCAGCACAGGAUGGUGGGUGCUGGCCAUGUCCUCUCUUCCCAACAUUUGGGACGCCCUGGAGGGUGAGUCCGUCAUGGACAAAAUGGGGAGAGCAGACGUCAGGUCAGUGCCACAGGCUUGUGUCCUUGGGGUUUGCUGGGCAACCCUGGUAACAUGGGCUGCAGGAUCUGAGGUUGGGAGCUGCCAGAUGGCCCCUUUCCAGGUGGUUCAUGGGUCAGAUCCUGCAGUGUGGGGUCAUUGGGCUGCUGCCAGCUGUGGGAAUGGCAGGGCAGGGUUUGCCUUUUAUGUUCAGAGUGUGCACCUCCUCCUGGACAAUAAAACUCCUUCUUCCCA